Molecule: messenger RNA, 533 nt
Organism: Lentinula edodes (shiitake mushroom)
Lineage: Eukaryota; Fungi; Basidiomycota; Agaricomycetes; Agaricales; Omphalotaceae
Exons: 6
Coding region: 125-439 (104 amino acids)
Source: RefSeq, a predicted model, not a curated record
UUAUGUAAUUGACAGCCUGCCGGCUCUUAAUCAGCGCUAAUCAUCCUCUUCUCUUCCCUCAUCGGACAAUCCACUUUUGCUAAAAGCAUCUCCCGCCUUUACGCCGACUGUAGAUGGAAAAGAGAUGAGGAUUCUCGACUCUGAUGAGGAGUCUAGGGUACAGAACGAAGUACCAUCCUCCAUCACUCCAAAGUUCGUUGAUCAAAUCGUCAAGGGCAUCAACAUCAAUGUCAAUGCCGACUUCCCCCUUUCCCGCUUUCAUCCCCCCAGUAUAUCCAUCAUAUAUCUAGGAACCUCCUCAUGCAACAUCGCCGAUCUUCAAAUUGGGGACACCAUUCACAAUCGGGCGGAUGAUCCAAGAUGUGGUGGAACUCAGAGGACUACAAAGGAUGAGAAGAGGUCAAUAAUGAUGUUAUACGCUCUCAAGCUGGUACCAUAACACAAUCCGAGAAAGACAACUGAUUGUCAAUUCCAUGUACCGGAGAAUUUUAGUCAAGCUUCAAUUUCAAAAUGUUCAGUAAAGGACAUGUUUA